Messenger RNA from Rhizopus microsporus ATCC 52813, 361 nucleotides. RefSeq lists its product as uncharacterized. The transcript has a single exon. The record is from RefSeq and is a predicted model, not a curated record. The coding region runs from base 47 to 253 and encodes 68 amino acids. NCBI's taxonomy places the organism in Eukaryota, Fungi, Mucoromycota, Mucoromycetes, Mucorales, Rhizopodaceae.
UGAAUAUUUGACAAGCCAAAUAUGCAACAGGUGUAAAAAUAGAAAUAUGGACAAUGUUGUAACUGAGAAGUCAAAACGAAGAGUACAUACGAUAUUGAAGUGUAAACAAAACACUUGCAACAUCGUAUGGAAUUGUGAUAUCAUGGCUGCACACAAUAUCUUGGACAUAUUUCUAUUCGCUGCAAGAAACAACAAUCAGCGUCUUGAUGUUUUCAUGCGUCAAGGCACAUCUAAUGACCAACCUUUCGUAUGACUGAUAUGACUCUCUCAUACGUCCUUACAGUGUAAGUUGUAUCAGUUUUUAAGUUUACGAAUAAGAUGUAUUAACUGUGUAUUUCUUAAUUCUUCAGUAAAAAAAAAC